ACCGCCGGGACAACAGCUGUUUCCCGUUGGAGAGCAUUUGUCCGUUGACCAGUGUCCAAUUUACGCACAGUCACGAUUUUGACGCACGGGUGAACUUAUUUUCGUCUCAAUCACAACUCCAAAAAGAAAAAGGGGGGAGAAAAAAAGAAGAAGAAGGUGUUUGAACCAUCUCGAGCGUUUCCAAACUCUUCCUCUCUCUUUAAUUGCUCGGAGCCGAACAGGUUGUCGGAGCCAUGUCCAGGAAGAAGGCAGUGAAGGGCAAAGGGAGCUCCAAGAGCCCCAAGGCGUCGCCGGGCAGCGGGAGGACGGGGAAGGGUCUGGCCGCCGCCGCAGCGCCGUCCUCCGGGCUGGUUUACCCGAGCAGACCGUCCAUCAGCAACAGCGGAGAGUUCUACGACAUCGCCUUCAAGGUGAUGCUGGUGGGGGAUUCAGGUGUUGGGAAGACCUGUCUGCUGGUUCGCUUCAAAGAUGGAGCCUUUCUAGCCGGGAGCUUCAUCUCCACUGUGGGCAUCGACUUCAGGAAUAAAGUCAUGAGCAUUGAUGCUGUGAAGGUCAAACUGCAGAUCUGGGACACUGCUGGACAGGAGCGUUUCCGGAGUGUCACACACGCUUACUACCGCGAUGCUAACGCUCUCCUCCUUCUCUAUGACGUCACCAACAAAGCAUCCUUUGACAACAUCCGGGCAUGGCUGACAGAGAUCCACGAGUACGCUCAGCAGGACGUGGUCGUCAUGCUGCUGGGCAACAAGGUCGACUCCACGCACGACAGGAUGGUGAAGCGAGAGGAGGGAGAGAAACUGGCAAAGGAGUUUGGAGUGCCCUUCAUGGAGACGAGUGCUAAAUCUGGACUGAAUGUGGAGCUGGCCUUCACUGCAGUGGCCAAAGAACUGAAGCACAGGACCAUGAAGGAGUCCGAUGAGUCAAAGUUUCAGCUGCAGCAGUACGUCGACAAAGAAAUGCGGACUGCCGGCUGCUGCCGCUCGUAGACCACGUCCUUAUGCUUGUGUGUGUGUGUGUGUGUGUGUGUGUGUGUGUGUGUGAGAGAGAGAGAGAGGGAGAGAGAGAAAACAGGUACAUUCCAUUAGAGUAGUAAGUCUCCCCCAACCCACCUAUCCUCUGCAACUGUGAAUGUAAUAUAACUCUGAAACAUGCUUGUACACACACACACACAUGCAUCUACACACACACACACACACACACAGUCGACUUUACAGCUCGUCCGAUCCAUUUUUCCAUGAGUGUGAUGUACAUAUUUUAAAUGUCAUUUUCAUGCCAUGAAGCUUUGUGGUUUGUAAAAUGUAUUUUGUCUCGUUGAAACCGAAGAAUAUGGACACAAAUAUGUUGCAUAUGAAAUCAAUUUGAAAGUAUAGAUCUAAAAGAACAUAUUUGUACAGAUAAAAACAUAUUUAAAAGAACAUAUUUGUACAGAUACACUAUUGCCCCUAAUGUAAACUGCCAGACGGCACUGUGUGCUGUUUAUGUACAGGAUAUCACAUGAUAACUGUUUUUAAUACUUGUGAUCACGACUAUCAUUGCACUCACGUGUGGAAUUUAUUUUGAGCUCUUUACCUUUUAUACGCAGAUUGUUCCGCUCAAAGCAUUUUUAACGUUAAGAACCUCCCUCUGUAACUUUGGACAAUAUUAAGUAAAUAAAAACACUAGAUCAUCAGCAAACAGAUAGACUCUGUUGGUUUUACAGAUGCUCUUGUUUCGAUUCACCCUUUUGAAUGUUAUCAGCCCAUCAUAUUGCUAAUACCAGUUGUUAUCACUACGAUAUAUAAUGCUUCAGGCAAACGGGAAAACUACCUGCACUCUUGUGAAGCGGUAGCGGUUUUUAACACGUGGGUAACAAAAAUAAUUAAAACAAAAGUCUGUGGUUAGAUUCAAGCAACAAAACGGCUUUAGGGUUAGGAGAAGGUCAUGGUUUGGGUUGAAAUAAGUAUUAUGGCGACGUUACUAAAGUAACAUACAUAAGAUAAGUAAGUUGCGUAACCUAAAAUAAGUCAAUGUGUUGACUUUUUAGCUUCACUCCUGGGUGAAAGUCCUGUGUUUGUUGGACCCAUCCCUCCACACCGACCUCCCCCCUAAACAGACUUUGUGGCUCUUCAGACUCCGUCACCUGACCUUCUCCUUUGCUCCCAUUAUAAUUAUUAUGACCACUACGGGCCACCAUCAAACCAUUAUGAUCCUCCGGUGAUCCAGUUUACAGUAGAUGAUAACAGCCUGCUGAGCCAAUUAGGAGGUAGAUGCCACCUUACUGCCACGCUACUGGUGGCAACUGUUACUGCCUUUUAAUCAGCUGACAACAACCACAACAACAACAACACCAACAACAAAUAGCACAAGCUUUUUAUGGCGCUUUUCACCACACUCACUCUCUUCAUAACACAACUUGACAAUAUUGAUUCAUUAAAUAUUCAACAGAUCUAAUGCUGCUUCGAGACGGAGGUUCCAUGUAGGAUCUCUUAUUGCACGUAUGCAUUGAAUUUUCAACUCUACAGAAUAUUGUAUGAAUGUUAAUGUUAAAUAUGUCAUUAUGUUACGUAGAGACUUGCCAAUUGUUCUUGGCUCUGUGCUGAGCCGCCGCAAUCAAACCUUUCUUUAGUGUUUUCUCUCUGCCUUCUGCUUAUGUUGACGAUAUAUAUCGUAUUUCAAUUUGCUUUCAAGAAGUGCUUCAACUUUAUCUUGAUAUCCAGAUUUUAGAAUAGCUCAUCAGUGUAAAUCCGUGGUGAUUGAUUCAGUGUAAACGUGUUAACUGUAUACUGUAUCUUCACUGACAUGAGUUGUAUCGUAUCAAUCUCCAGUGUUCACAAAUAAAGAAUCCACCAACAGC
Messenger RNA from Cyclopterus lumpus (lumpfish), 2833 nucleotides. RefSeq names its product ras-related protein Rab-26. The transcript is spliced from 9 exons. NCBI's taxonomy places the organism in Eukaryota, Metazoa, Chordata, Actinopteri, Perciformes, Cyclopteridae. Bases 234 to 986 code for a protein of 250 amino acids. Gene Ontology annotation, molecular function: GTP binding; GTPase activity. Gene Ontology annotation, cellular component: endosome; Golgi apparatus. The record is from RefSeq and is a predicted model, not a curated record.